Molecule: messenger RNA, 3315 nt
Organism: Boleophthalmus pectinirostris (great blue-spotted mudskipper)
Lineage: Eukaryota; Metazoa; Chordata; Actinopteri; Gobiiformes; Gobiidae
Gene: ptger2a
Product: prostaglandin E receptor 2a (subtype EP2)
Exons: 4
Coding region: 470-1582 (370 amino acids)
Biological process (GO): positive regulation of cytosolic calcium ion concentration; inflammatory response; cellular response to prostaglandin E stimulus
Cellular component (GO): plasma membrane
Molecular function (GO): prostaglandin E receptor activity
Source: RefSeq, a predicted model, not a curated record
CCAUUCAUGCCUCCCUCAUCACAACGGCGCGCCUCUGCCCAGCUCACCUUCAAAAGAGCACAGCAAAAACUGAAAAGCAAACAACACAGCGCGAGAAAAAGUUGACUUUACUUUUAUAUGGAAAUAACCCAAUCAUUUACGCACCGGAGCAACGCAAACAGAAGGAACUUUUGAAGUUGUCUUUAUCAACCGCUCCUGAUCUCCGCGGAGGAGCCCCAAGCCACGCACGUCACCGGGACACAUCUGGCCAUAAUUCGGUUCGCUCGAGGCUCAUACCUCGCUGUUUUCUCUGUUUUUCUACGAGUGUGGUAACGCCAGUUGUAUACUGAGAAGCGAAGGGCGUUUGGUGUGGCACGAUGGAUACAGCUGCAGGAUGGCAGCAGAUAACUAUAUAAUCCAGCCAUUUAAACUUCAAUAAAACAAACUUGGACAUUUCAAAUCAACUCUGCCACUUUGCCACUUUGCCGCCAUGUUUGACGACCCGUGUCACAAGAAGCACCACAUAGACUCUAGCAACAGCCCCCUCAUCAGCGCCAUCAUGUUCGGAGCGGGCAUAUUUGGAAACGUCGCCGCCUUGGUGAUACUGGAGAUCCGGAGACGCAGGGAGAGCAAAACGGUCGGAAACCAGAGACGGGCCCUUUUCCACAUCCUCAUCAUCGCGCUGGUGGUCACGGAUUUGACUGGGACAUGCCUGGUCAGCCCUCUUGUCCAGGUGUCAUACGCUCAAAAUGCUACGCUGGUUGCCAUGGCGCCAGACAGCGGUGUGGUGUGCUCAUAUUUUGGUUUGACCAUGACGUUUUUCAGCCUGGCCACAAUGUCUCUAUUAUUUACAAUGGCGCUGGAGAGGUGUUUGGCCAUUGGCUAUCCAUAUCUGUACAGCAGAUACGUAACCAUAAAGUGCGCUUAUUUCAUCAUACCAACUCUAUUUUUGUUAAGCGCUCUAUUCUGUCUUUUACCAUUAAUUGGAUUUGGGAAGUACGUCCAGUAUUGUCCUGGGACUUGGUGUUUUAUCGACAUGAACCCAGAAGAUUCAAAAGAAGACCGGGUUUAUGCUAACUUGUACGCUACAGUGCUAGUGCUAGUGCUAGCAAUAGUGGCGUGUAAUCUGUUUGUGGUGUACCAGCUGUUCAGAAUGUACCAGCGCAGAAGGAGGAAUGGAUCAAUCAUGGUGCACACGAGGUCCAAGAGUGAGAGGAGGGCUAUGUCUAUGGCCGAGGAGGUGGAGCAUCUCAUCCUGCUCGUGUUCAUGACCAUCAUCUUCAUCAUCUGCACCAUGCCCCUGGUGAUUCGCGUGUACUUGAACUCAAUAGCAAAGCGCAAAGAGUCGCACCAAGAUGACCUGGUUGCCCUGCGCUUCAUCUCCGUUAACUCCAUCAUUGACCCCUGGGUGUUCAUCUUGCUCUCCCCCAGCGUCAUGCACUUCUGCUGGGCUUCGGUGUGCAGGGCUCCUCGGGGUACCUCCAGGGGGUCCAUAUGUAAACUGUCUCUGAACCAGAAGAACUCAGAAGUCCAACCAGAUCUAUCCCAGCCCACACUGAAGUACACGGAAACCUUUGGCACCCAGUCCGUGGGAACUCUAUGACCUUAACAUUAUACAAGUAUUAUAUUCUUAUUUAUUGGUACUUUUCAGAGAGGGCUGGGCCAAUGGAAGAACUCUGGAGUAAAAAUCAUUAUGUAUUUGUUGCCUCUAUAUUCAGGCUGCGUUCAUUCACACCCCAUGAAACUUGGGGCUAAACAAGGACUAAACCAGAUGGGACUAAACAAGGACUAAACUGGGACGAGAACAGGAGUAAACCGAGACUAUCAGGACUAAACCAGGAUUAAACCAAGGAAUGUAUGAAUGCACCCUCAAUGAUAGUUUUGGUUCAUCUCUUGCAUUUCAACAUUACAUGCACAUAAAUAUUAAAUAAUAGUGUUGUAUGACAAAGGCUAGCCCUGAUUUGCUGCGUCUGUAAUUUCAUAUUCCCUUUCACGUAGAUGAAAAUGGGAUAAUCUUUCAGCAAGAAAGAAUACAAGGAAGUAUUUACAGUCUGCUGGUGUCAGAUCUUACACAUCAAAACUGGUUUCUUCACAGCAGUGGUGGAAGAAGUACUUGAUCUUAUAAGGCUUUAAAUGUAGCAAUGUUGAUAAAGAUUUAUGCUGAAUUUUGCUCAACAAUGAAAUCACAAUUUUUCUUUUCCUUUCACAAUGAAAGGAACAAUGAAAUCACAAUUUUUUCCUGUUUUAUUGAUAUAUUUUUGUUUGCUCAAAUAAUAAAUGUAUUAAAAAAUAAACUCUCAGACUUUUCAGUAGGUCUCACACAAUCAUAAAAAAUACUUUUACUUUUCAGUUCAGUUAAAAAAUGCAGUGGAGUAGAAAGUACAGAUACCUGCUCUCAAAUGUAGUGAAGCAAAAAGUACUUUACUACUUUUAGCUUGUUACCUUCCACCACUGUAAAUAUCCAUAUCCAUACGACAUAUAUACCAAAAAUACAUACAAAUAUCCAACUAAGAACUAAAAGAAUUGGCUAAUGUACAACAAUUCCAGGUGUGUAUUUUUGUGACCACUCCCCAACAAUUUGAAUUCCUUUUAUCACUGCUGACCUUUGUUCUGUGUGGCUUGUGGCUUACCUUACCAGUAGCUAGAAAGGUUAUAAGUCACACAGCUUCCAAUGUUUUUUUUUUUGGUUUUUUUUUUUGCAAAAGCUUUUGAUUGAGGGAUAUGAAAAAACACAUAGAGGAGACUUAACUAGCAAGAUAAUUUCAAUGAUUCAAAAUUGUAUUAUAGUGUACAGCAUUUGAGAUGGUACAUUUCUUAAAACCAGUUGCUACCUCUUAUCAUUUAUGAACAAAAUAUAAAAAAAAAGAGGAGAUAUUAACAUUUUCUUGAAGUAGUCUGUGCAUACUUGUCACUUUAGCUUAGCUACAACUAAGUGUGGUGAAAUGUAUUUUUUCCCCUUGCUGUUUUAUGUGAGGUCAAGUCAACUAUAAAACAUUGAGUGGCAGUUUAAUAAGUAAUAUUAUCUACCAAUUUGAAAGAGGGUCCUAGUAUGGAAUUUGAACCACAAGAUUUUUGCGGCCAUUCAGUUAUUUCAGUCAUCAAAUGUAACGUAAUGUAAUGUACACGUUUUAUGAUCUGUGCACCAUUUCUACCUUGCUUUGUGUCCCGAAGACAGCUGAGAAAUGUACUGACAAAUCAUGUAAGAAUGCUACCUGUCUCUUGUACUAUGUUAUUGUUUCAAAGUACUGUAUAAACUGAAUUGGAAAAGCACUGAUUGGUUUAGUGUGUGUGUGCUCGAGUGAAUGCCUUAUGUAAAUAAACAUCUCAUCUACCAAA